Messenger RNA from Lottia gigantea (owl limpet), 1206 nucleotides. RefSeq lists its product as hypothetical. Gene Ontology annotation, biological process: transmembrane transport. Gene Ontology annotation, molecular function: transmembrane transporter activity. The record is from RefSeq and is a predicted model, not a curated record. The transcript has 5 exons. Lineage: Eukaryota; Metazoa; Mollusca; Gastropoda; Lottiidae. The annotation marks the transcript as partial.
GUUAUUUUUCAGGAUUUAUUUGGAGUUAGUAUGGUUUUACCAUUAAUAUUACCACAUGCAAGAGAAAUGGGAGCAUCACCAACCAUGGCAGGUUUUUUAGGUAGAUCUGUAUAUGGUGGAGUUCAGUUAUUCUCUGGUCCAAUUAUUGGUAAUUGGAGUGAUAGUUUUGAUAGAAGAUUAAGUAUAGUAGUGGUAUUAUUUUUUUCUGCUAUUGGAUAUGGUUUAUUAGGGAUGUCUUCCUCCAUGCUCAUGUUAUUUUUAUCCAGGUUUCCCUCAGGUUUUUUUAAGCACAGCCAAGCCUUGUCUAAAUCUUAUUUAGCUGAUAUUAUGCCUAAUUCAGAUAGAAAUACAGUGUUAGGACAUUUUAAUGCUGUGUCUAGUAUGGGUUUUAUAAUAGGACCUAUGAUAGGGGGACAUAUUGCUGAAUGGCCUAAUGGUUUUAAUAUUGUUGGAAUUAGUGCAGCUUUUAUAUUUUUUCUUAAUAGUCUUAUAAUUUGGACAUUACUGCCACCUGUCAAGUCUUACACACAUCCAGAAUUAACUCGGAAUGAUUCAGUUAUCUCCCUUAGAAAACUCAACUCAGAUGAGAUCAACUUUAGUCCUAGACUAUUUCUGAAUUCCAUCAAAAAAAUAGAUUGGAAAGAUUUAUGGGACUGGUUUUUAAUCAAAUUCCUGCUCGGUUUCUCUGUGAUAGUGUUUCGAAGCAAUUUUUCUCUUAUGGUGAAAGAGUCGUUUGAUAUCGGUGCUAAAACAAACGGAUAUCUUAUUUCUUACAGUGCCUUAUCGUCUACAGUUAUCGGUGUAUUCGUAGGGCGUAUAUCUAACUUCUAUAAAAAUGACUAUAAAUUAAUCAAACAUAUGACAUUCCUUUUAACAUUUACUUUAAUAUUUUUGAUUUUAUCUCCCAAUAUUUGGUUUUUACUCAUACUUUUACCUUUUUUAAGUCUGUCUACUGCUGUUAUUAGGGUGGCUACAGUGACGUUGACAUUAGAACGCGCCAAAAACCACGGGGUAGGUGCCUUGAUGGGUUUACAGCAAAGUAUUAUGGCCAUAGCUAGAAUGUUAGGGUCUUUUAUAGCAGGGAUAUCGUUAGAAUUUUCUCAUUCUGGUCCAGGUAUACUUUCCAUUAUCUUCUGUACUGUUGGAUUGAUUUUGUUGGUAGUUAGACCACAGGAUGUUGCAUCCAGGAGAAAGAAAAUGCAGUAA